AUGUUGUCAAUUUUCGGGUACUGCUCCAUAUCUCUUUCCAUGCAAAGCCGUAUCGACAAACUUGUUGACCUGCUGAGCAUUGGCAAAGUGUUGCUGAGCUGCCAGAAGCCUACGGAAAACAUUAUUGUUGCCUUCCUUUUUCCAUGCUUUCUGUUGGGCGAUCUAACUCUACCCGCACAAAAUGCAGUGAAAGGCAUGCUGCUUUACAUCUUGGCACUGCGACCAGAUAUCGUUCGACGGUACAUGGAGGAUAAAUAUGAAAACUGGGAGAAAUUGAUAUUAUAA
Ostertagia ostertagi is the source of this 285-nucleotide messenger RNA. Lineage: Eukaryota; Metazoa; Nematoda; Chromadorea; Rhabditida; Trichostrongylidae. The record is from the annotation of a GenBank genome assembly.